Molecule: messenger RNA, 4263 nt
Organism: Lachancea fermentati
Lineage: Eukaryota; Fungi; Ascomycota; Saccharomycetes; Saccharomycetales; Saccharomycetaceae
Source: the annotation of a GenBank genome assembly
AUGGGCGCCCAGCUCUCUCUUUUAGCACAAACCGCGCCCUCUAUUGCCAUUUCAUCUUACGUUGACGUGCUAGAUGAGAUCCACUACAUAUCACAGCUAAACUCCUCCCGAUUUCUGAAGACAUGUAAAGCUCUCGAUCCUAAUGGCGAAAUACUGAUAAAAGUUUUCAUCAAGCCAGCUGAUGACUAUAGUUUGAGAAGCUUAGACAAAGAUUUAACUAAGGAAUCUUCCAUACUUGCUCAAUUACCAAAUGCUUUAAAUUAUAGUAAGAUUGUUGAAACUGAUAGAGCAGGCUAUCUAAUAAGGCAGCAUUUACGGAGCAACCUGUACGAUAGGCUCAGCUCAAGGCCGUUUCUCACAACAAUUGAAAUGAAAUUCAUUACCUUUCAGCUCCUUCAAGCGCUAGAAGAUAUACAUAUGAGAGGGAUAACACAUGGUGAUCUGAAAACUGAGAACCUAAUGUUAACCAGCUGGACCUGGCUAAUAUUGACAGAUUUCGCUGGAUACCUGAAGCCAGUUUAUCUUCCAGAAGACAAUCCCGGUGAAUUCUCCUUUUAUUUUGACACCUCUCAGAGAAGGAGUUGCUACCUCGCGCCUGAAAGAUUUAAUACGCAAAUGUAUGAGCAAACUAAAGAAAGCAAAAUUGUCCCGAAUAAGGAGAUGGAUAUAUUUAGUGCGGGAUGCUGUAUUGCUGAGCUUUUCUCUGAGGGUCAUUCCAUAUUUAAUUUAUCACAACUUUUCAAAUACAAAAAUGGCGAAUACAAUCCUGAUGAAUUUUUGAAUCAAUACAUUGAUGAUUCUGCACUGAAGAAUUUGAUCACCGAUAUGAUACAACUUGACCCCAAAAAGAGAAAGUCGGCAAGGGAACUCUUGGCCAAAUACCGUGGGAACUUCUUUCCUGAGUAUUUUUACACAUUUUUUUACGAGUACUUUAAAAAUUUGGCAGUGCUUAACGGGAGUAUUUCUAGCUUCGAGAAGACAUGCGCAUCGUCGGUACUAUCUGAAAGACCCAUUGAGGUUGACCAAGCCGUGAUAAAAAUAUACAAAGAUUUUUCCAAAAUUUGCGCUUCCCUCAACUACCCCAUGCAAAUCGAUGAAACUGAUGAUGACUCCACAGACAGAAUCUUUAAAGAUUCUCUUACCAUUCCUUCAGUUGGAACUGCCCGGCUGCGACAGUUUGAACCUGAAAUUUCAUCUGUGAAAGAUGAAUCGGCUCUGGUUUUUUUGUCCAUUCUAUUACAUGCCUUGAGAAAUUUAGUCUAUCCUAGCUCAAAAUUGAAAUGUUUGGAGCUUGUCACCGCACUUUCGCAGUAUAUCUCGGACGCAAAUAAACUUGAUAGAGUGAUUCCUUUCCUUGUUUCUAUGUUUUUUGAUGAAUCACCAAAUGUCCAGGGCCUUGCAAUUCAGUCCACUUUUCAAAUUCUUUCAACGGUUGAAAGACUGAAUCCGAUCAAUGAGAACAUUUUCGUAGAUUUUUUACUUCCCCGUGUUAGGAAGUUACUUCAGACAUCUAAACAAAAUUUUUACGUGCGGAUGGUUUUAGCUGACUGCCUAGGGGAAAUUGCUGGUACGGCUACUCGUUUUCAGGAGCUUUCUUCUCUUCUACGCUCAAGUACGGAUGAUUUAUCGCAGUCCUUUACACGCUCGAAAAAAGCUAGGCGUAAGCUUGUACAUGAUUUUGAAGAGAUAACGGUGGCUCUUUUAACCGAUAGCGAAACAUGCGUAAAAAUUGCUCUUUUAACGGACAUAUUACCAAUUUGUCAUUUAUUUGGGAGAGAAAGAACUAACGACGUUAUUUUGAGUCAUCUAAUAACUUAUCUUAAUGACAAGAAUUCUUCUCUACGCAUAAGGCUCAUACAAACCAUAACCGGUGUUGCCAUCCUUUUAGGCCCUAUAACCCUUGAGCAAUACAUUCUUCCUCUACUCAUACAAACCAUAACUGAUUCUGAGGAACUUGUAGUCGUGAGUGUUUUACAAAGUUUGAAGGCUCUCUGCAAAGUUGGUAUGAUUAGGAAGUAUUACUUUUACGAUAUUUCAAAUGUGAUAUCAACGCUACUUCUACACCCUAAUGUGUGGAUUCGCCAGUUUUCCUUGAUGCUGUUGAUUGAGAUUUCAGGGAAAUUGACUAAAGCCGAAAUAUACUGCCUCCUUUAUCCUAUUAUAAGGCCAUACUUUGAGUUUGACAUUCAAUUGACCUGGGAUUCAAUGCUCUCCAGUUGCAAAAAGCCUGUUUCAAGGACAGUAUACAAUCUUCUUUGUACAUGGUCUCUAAGGGCGACGAAAACACUGUUUUGGAAACAAGUUCCUAACAAAAAUGUAGACUCCUUUGGCAACAACAGUUUGGUCUUUAUAACGAAAGAUUAUACGCUUAAAAAUUAUGGCUUGAAUAAUGGGCUGAAGUUAUCGAAAGUUUCCUUGAAGUCCCUAGAUAACAAGGAGAUACUUCUAACCACAGAGGAUAACAAUUGGUUGGAUAAGAUCAAAACAGUCGGACUUCAUGAAAAUGAGUUGUGGAAAAUUGCCUCUCUCAGGGCUUACGUGUUUCGUGUCGCAAAAAUGAUAGCCAGAAAACCUGAAUCAUUUUCUUCGGUCACACAAUUCUCAAGAAAUGGCGUGCCCAAUUUAGAGGUGUCAUCUUCGUCUCGUUUACCUCGAAACGUUUUUUUCAAUGUAGAGUUUGUUAAUGGUACCACUAAUGACAAUCUACAUAUGCUACUAAGGAGGCAGUCUGUCGCUGGCCAAAAUUUGACUCAAGAGGAGCGCACACUUUCCCUACCUAAACCGCUCGAUUUAAAUGGUUCAUUGGUACUGAACACAAAAUUCGCACAGCCAACGAUAACCCCUAACUUAGACAAUGUUUAUGUUCAACUUGAACCCUCGAAGCAGAUCCAGUCCCAUGAUCAUAGUAGAGAUUCAGAGAUGAAUUUUUCACAAUCAAGGUACAUUGUUCAAAAUUCCUAUGAGGGCGACGUAAAAUCGAUUAAGGAGUUUUUGAAAAGCGUCAAAAUUACUCCCACUCUUCGAGAAUAUCCUGAAUUUGGGAUGUAUUCAUCGCAGGCAUACCCCUCUUUAAGGAAGCAAGGUUCGGGCUCUUUCUUCAAAGGCACCUUUGUUUCACAAAUAACGGAACACAGGCCUGCCGCAAUAACGGCACUAGCAGCGUGCCCUCACAAUCCUUAUUUGAUAACUGCCUCUGAUCAGGGUGUUAUAAAAUUCUGGGAUGUUCUGAAGAUCAGAAGUGGUAAAACGUUCUCAUCUUCGCUAAGUUUUGAAACUGGAUCUCCAGUGACAGACCUCAAGUUUUUGGCAGGUUUCGAUGUCUUUGCUGCAACAACAAAGGACGGAUCUCUCUUAUUGAUAAGAGUACACUUUGGUGAUCAAAGUAAUUUCAGAACAUUCAAACAUUUCAAGGUAAUUCGUAACCUUUCCAUGACAGACGGUAAGGAGUAUGCAUUGAAUAUUGUAGUAACAUGCAGUGAUACCAGUCCGUAUAUCAUUGCUUUAACAAACCUCUCAAGGGCUUUUGUAGUUGAUGUCAGGUCAAUGGAAGUUUUGAGAAUAAUUGAAAAUUUACCAACACACGGUGCAGUGCUAAGCUGCGUAGUAAGUGAAGAUGCAUCCUGUCUGAUUUUUGGAACCAGCAAAGGUAUCAUUGAUGUGUGGGAUUUAAGGUUUGGUAUUCUCGUCAAUAGUUGGACUUUCGCAGAUCAUUCUCCUGUAACAAAGCUCGAAUUCUACAAUUCUCUUGCGAAAAAGAAUGAAAGAAAUGUUAUCAUUGUGGGCGGGUCUAGCAUGUCUAUUUUCACAAUCUGGGACUAUGCAAAAGUUGAAUGCCGCUAUGUGGUUCUUGGCGAUGAGUCUUCUCCAACUCUAAGCGAUUACAGACCAGUGUACACCAAAGGCGAUGUCGACGAAAGCACGACCGAAAUUUCGGUGAGCGCCAUCAGUGCACUCAUGGUGAGAGAUCACAAUAUUUUUGUCGCGAUGAAUAGGACUCACAGCAUUUUGCACUUCAACCUCAAGGAAAAAAUUGGUUCUACUAUUCUUCCUAGUCCAAAUUCCAACAGAUAUGUGUUCAGGUUCGAGUCUCUCACGGCUAAUAUGAUGGUUUUGUAUAAGCAGAAGACAACAUCUGAUGACAAACUUGUUGAUCCUCUGAAUCUACAUCAUGACUCCAUCAGCUCAAUGGCAAUAAUUGGUACCUCAAAGUAUCAGCUUCUGGCAUCCGGAGACAAUUCUGGCAUUAUAAAUUUUUAUGCGUGA